This is a messenger RNA of Coccinella septempunctata (seven-spotted ladybird), 3058 nucleotides long. RefSeq names its product muscarinic acetylcholine receptor gar-2 (gene mAChR-B). Bases 114 to 2573 code for a protein of 819 amino acids. Gene Ontology annotation, molecular function: G protein-coupled serotonin receptor activity; G protein-coupled acetylcholine receptor activity. Gene Ontology annotation, cellular component: synapse; membrane; dendrite. The transcript is spliced from 4 exons. NCBI's taxonomy places the organism in Eukaryota, Metazoa, Arthropoda, Insecta, Coleoptera, Coccinellidae. The record is from RefSeq and is a predicted model, not a curated record. Gene Ontology annotation, biological process: G protein-coupled receptor signaling pathway, coupled to cyclic nucleotide second messenger; chemical synaptic transmission; adenylate cyclase-inhibiting G protein-coupled acetylcholine receptor signaling pathway.
UUCAACAGGUUGAUCUUUUCACCACCAGAGCUGGAUCAACAACAUUCAUGAGUUGAAAAUCAAGAAAUCAACUAAGAUCUAAGAGUUUGAGCUUCUACUUGGACUGAAAUGUCAUGACUUCAUCAACUGAAUCCUACUACGCUUAUGCAGACUCAAAUAAAACCACUCCAAUAUUCUCUAUAGGUCCGGAAUUCAUUCAGCAGUGGAAGGAAGAUAAACGGAAAGAAAAAUUAUGCAGGUUUAUAUACAAAACUGUUCUGUCCUAUGUGGAUUGUAUCGAAACUUUGAAUUCCUCUUCGGUGAAAAUUUGGGAUGAAGAUCCUCUACACCUAGUCCCCAACUUCACCAGUUCGAUUACCUCAUUGCAGAGCAAUUCGACACAAGCGAUCGACGUAGAUAUUUUGACUCCUGUUCUGCCACCCUUUCCCUUAUGGCAAGCUGUUCUUAUUGCCAUCGGAAUUGCUGUUUGCAUCAUUCUCACGGUCGGCGGGAAUAUUCUCGUUCUUUUGGCUUUCAUUUGCGAUAGGAAUAUAAGGCAGCCCAGCAAUUAUUUUAUCGCUUCGUUGGCAGCCACAGAUAUGCUUAUCGGGACCGUUUCGAUGCCAUUUUUCACCGUGUACGUUUUGAUGGGAUACUGGGACCUCGGACCACUUUUAUGCGAUCUGUGGCUUUCCGUAGAUUAUACAGUAUGUCUAGUUUCCCAAUACACCGUAUUACUUAUCACCAUAGACAGAUAUUGCUCCGUAAAAAUAGCAGCACGUUAUAGGAGCUGGAGGACGAAAAAUCGUGUCAUAUACAUGGUUACAAUCACCUGGAUCAUCCCAGCACUCCUCUUCUUCUCUAGUAUAUUCGGCUGGGAACAUUUCAUAGGUUACAGGGAUUUGUUACCAGGGGAAUGUACCGUACAGUUCUUGAAAGAUCCAAUCUUCAACACAGCCCUUAUUAUUGGGUAUUACUGGACCACCCUAAUUGUUCUAUUCGUUUUAUACGGCGGCAUUUAUAAGACCGCCUACGAUAUGCAGAAAAAAAGUGAAAUGAAACAGCGUAAGAUGCAAUCAAUGGUAGCUCUCAGCGCGGGGGCUAUGUCAGGUAUGGCGGGAAGGGCCGCAGGUAUAGGACUGUCAAAAACACAAAGCACCCUGUUGACCCAAGAUAAAUACCAAAACAACACAGUGAAGAUCAUCGAUGACAACACCGACAAAACCACGUGUAAUCAGCUAGGACUAGGAGACACAAAGAGCAACGCAAAACUCAGUAGCACCACGCCGACAACCACGAGUAGCACAGUCAUCUGCAACAACCAGAAAAUCUCCAACGUGACGUUUACGCAAGGUCCGAUCGAAAUUGCCAAAUCGGAAAAAUCCAGCAGCCCGGGAUUCGAUUCCGACGAAGAAUCCACCGCCAAAACCAAGGAGGAGAAGGAAAAACAGGCGGAGAUUAUGAGAAAACGAUCGUCGCUGGUCGGUCUAGUGCUCCAUUCCAGCGUCCCGCUGAAAGUCAUAACCUCCUCCAAUGAUCUCAAUCUUGACGCGUUCGGGAACAAGGUGCAAUCGCAAAGGCAUUCCUCGUUCCCGUUCUCGCUACCUCAGAUUUUCGAGAAAAACUCCAACUCUUCGGGAAACUCCACGGUAGGUGAAUACGUAAGUGGCGACGUUCUCAACCAAUCCGAUCCUGGUUUGAACCAUAUCAUCCCCAAGGUAUCAUCCCCGCAACCUGUUGCCCCGAAGAAUGAGGUAGUGAAACCAAUAGUGAAACAUCCCCCCAAAAGACCGAGUAGUUUAUAUGUUGACCCUAAAGGUACAUACGAUAUUCUCAUAGGAUUAGACGGGGCUGAUUUACGUUUUAUGGACGAGAGCUCAUUGGCCCUACCUUCCCCAGUGUGUGACAGUUCUCAGUCCUCCUGCACCAUAACCGAAUCGUCCGCGCAUGCUCCUCCCAAUGUCACUAACACUAAUUUGCUCCAGAGCGCCCUGCUACGGUCUACUCAAACAGCCGCCAAGUCCGUUACUUCGAAUGCUAAUCAAAUCAGCAUUCAGGAAUUCACGAACGAGAUCUCGAAAACUGACGACACGCAGGAUUCCAGAGGUUCGCCGUCAGAAUGUAGCACUCACGUAGAUAACCAAGCAGGUAAUAUACCAUCUGAAACUGUUGACGCGUCCACUAAAAUAGUGCGAGUUGAAACUGAAAUUUCUUUCGACGUAGGGACGAAAGAUGCACCCAAGAAGAGAACUCUGAUGAAGAAGAUCGGCAAGAGGUUCAAAAAACCGCACGUCGAACCUUUCCGUGGAUUCAUUCGCCAAAAAUCCAAAUCGGAAAAUAGAGCUAGAAAGGCAUUACGUACGAUUUCUUUCAUAUUGGGGGCGUUCGUCGUGUGCUGGACUCCGUUUCACGUAUUCGCAUUAGUGGAAGGAUUUUGUACUUCACCACCAUGUAUAAAUGAACACAUAUACAUGUUUUCCUAUUUCUUAUGUUACGCGAAUAGUCCGAUAAAUCCUUUCUGUUAUGCCCUGGCGAAUCAGCAAUUCAAAAAAACGUUUACGAGAAUUUUGAGAGGAGAUUUUCGCAUAACUUGAAUAGAUUGCGUCGAAGAAUUCUUUCGAAUUAUCUAUUCACUGAUGGCCUACUAGUGUCCUCUCCGAAAAAAGAACAUCUCCGAAUUGUGUAUCCUCUUUUUGUCAAUAGAUAGUGAAGAAGACUGAACGUGUAUAUGAAAUACAUAUAUCGAAUGAUGAUAUUUUGUGUUUAUUGUGUUAAUUUUGAACAAUAUGGAUUAUGAUCUAUGUAUGAAAGGAAUCAAACGGGUCAGCGAUUAGGAAAAACUGUGGAUAGAAAGAAAUUGUUUUGUAUCAAUUGAAUUGAAUUGUUCUAGUACCUUACAAAAUUGAACUCUGUUCCCUUAUAUCCAGUUUUGGUUGCAGCGAAGAUUUAGAGUGGCGUCUGUAGAUCGAAAACAUUUUCAAGCAUAGAGAAAUAUUUUCAAUAAAAUUGAAAAACUUACCUGAAUUCUUCUCAAACAAUUCUCAUAUGUCUAAGUGAUGCAAUUUGUCCAUUUUCUAAA